AUGGAGAACCCGGAAACGGGUGGCACUUUCUUCGCCAAAGAUGUCAAGUCGACGCAUAACUACCAGCCUCUGAGGGAGGGUGAAAUCCGCUUGCUAACGGUUUUCCCCGGAGAGCCAACUGACCCUCUUCGCGAUGUCAUCUGUAUCAACCAGCUGGACGAGAUUACCGAGAAACCCAGCCAAAUUCGUCUUGGUCGCAUUUUCCAGGAAGCCAGUUGCACCUUGGCUUUCCUAGGGGCAGACCAGGAGAGCAGUUGUGCUAUUGAAACUUUGAUGCAAAUCAGUGCAAAAGGAAUUUAUGGCACUUGCGAGAAGCACUGGCCAAAGGGCUUGCCGGCGUGUGCGUCCUUGUGGAGCGAGAUGAAUAUUCCCCAAGCGGAAGACCCUCUUUUGCAGCAAAUUGUGGCCUCCUUUCAACGUCCAUGGUUUCGACGAACCUGGGUGGUGCAGGAAGCAAUUGCAGCGCCGGUAGUAAAAGUGGUGUGUGGCAAAUGGAUCAUCGACUGGGACGAACUUUUCCUCGCCAUUGAGCAUGUCGAGCAAGACAUAAAAUCCAUCCCAAAAGUUGACCGGACCGCUUGGCAACCGUUCCUAACCCUGGCUAGGCAUCGCGAAUGGGAAGCGCGGCACACUCGCUGGUCAUUGAUUCGAAUGCUAGAGACACUCAGGCAUGUCGCAUCAGGACGAAUGCGAGAUCGGUUCUUUGCUUUGCUUGGCCUUGCGGCUGACGGCGACAGAGAUGAGUUCGAGCCAGACUAUCAGAGCGACUUCGAAGUUAUUGUUAGUCGGCUUGCCGAGGCUUUCGUGCGCGAUGGACACGGUAUAGAGCUCCUCACCCGGGCUGGUCUCAACCCCCAGUCUGAUCGAUUCCCCUCCUGGAUACUUGACUGGACCGUGCCACGACAUAUUAGCCUUUCAGACUCCUUCGACCGGGGCGGUGUUUACAAUGCGUCCGGAGACUCCGAGGGAGAGUUUUUUGUCACCAAGGAGCAAGAUUUCCACGAAAUUUGCGUCUAA
Messenger RNA from Cladophialophora bantiana CBS 173.52, 1017 nucleotides. RefSeq lists its product as uncharacterized. Bases 1 to 1017 code for a protein of 338 amino acids. Lineage: Eukaryota; Fungi; Ascomycota; Eurotiomycetes; Chaetothyriales; Herpotrichiellaceae. The transcript is spliced from 2 exons. The record is from RefSeq and is a predicted model, not a curated record.